UUUAAAAUGCAGGCAUUAACACGAUGUAAAACUGGAGUGGGGUCACAGCAGGCAAUGCAGAAAAUGGCAUAGGUGUGGUUCAAAUUUCGAAACAAUCAACUUCGAUCCGAUUAUGUGGUUUUGAAUAGAAAUGACAUCUUAAAAAACGGGUUUGCUUAUCGCUAUUCUUGAUCGCAUUGACCGAUCUUUGAAUUCUGUCACACACUGCAGAGACGAGGAUGGCAUGCCACCGGGCGCUGGAUUUAGUUUGCAGUGCGCGCCGGGAGCAGCAGAGUGGGAGGAGUCCUACAAUGAUCUGUCCCACCAUGACACCCUACAAUCCAGCGCGCGGGGUGCCACGCGCACGUAGCCUAUCCAACCUAUAUAACCAAGGGGUUCACAGAGUGAUCGUCAGUAGGCGGACGGAUUUGGUGUUCUCAAUAGUUUAUUAUAUAACCCUUUCACGGGAUAUUUAGCCAUUUUGCAACUACAGAUGAAUAUGUAAUCAUUGUUUUCAGUCAUGAGGACCUUGCUGUUGAUUAUAUUCUCUAAAUUACUUACUGCUCAGCCGUCACCCAUAAUUAGUGUCACAUGUGAGGAAUCAGAAGAUGUGAUACCACCGGAAUGGAUAGAGAUUCCUCAGGCAUGUCCUUCUCUUCUGCUCGCACUCAAAGUUGCUGUUCUGCCUGAAGACUUUGGGGCUAUUCGGCUGAACAUAAGUUGGGCCAUCAACAUCGACAAAAGCAUUUACUAUCUCACAGGAACUUGGAUCGAUAUAGGUGGUGAUGCAUACCGCUGUCGGUAUGAACCACCUUUCGAAAAAGUUGACCUCAGGGGUCUCGAACAGCUGUGGUUCUAUUACCUUGCACCUGCAGAACCAGGGUUCCAUAUAAUCAUCACUGCUUACAAUCUUCCAAUUCCGGCAGAGGGCGAAUUUUCCAAGUUUACGACAUGUAAUGUACCGUAUGCGACAUCAAAUGACGACACAGCUGAGUUGGCUUGGCCUACUUCAAACCCCACUGUGAUGCCCAUAUCUGAUCAAAUGUAUGGAAGGCACUCAAAUUCCCACUUCACUGAGCUGCCGAAGGCAACUGAGGUCACUAUGUCGGUGCUGGUGGUGUACCCUGCAGAAAACCCUGUCUUUCAGAGAGCUGUGCUAGCUUUUGCUGAGUUCCUCCAGUGGCAUGGUGACUGCCAGGUGGCUAUAGACAUGUGGCAGCGUGGCAGGCUGGCAGAGCAGGGCCCGAUGCGCUGGCUAGCAGAUCAAGCCAAAUCCGUAGCCAGGGUGAUGGUUGUAAGCCCGCAGCCCAACCACUGCCACACUGGCCCAGGGGAACACACAGUACCAGCCGCGGCUCAUGACCUGUUUCCUCUGGUGCUCAACAUGGUGGCAAGCUACGCUCAGUGCCCCAAUGAGCUGGCCAAGUUCUGGUUGGUGCACCUAGGCAAGGCCCCGGAGAGGAGUGGCCUACCUGUGGAAUUGACAUCCUGUAGGGAAUUUAGUCUGAACAGGGACUUGGAGAAACUGUGUAGACACUUGCAUCAGCAGGGCUCCAAAAGACCAGGGUUAAUGUUCAGAUCAGGGUUGGCCUAUGGGGAGAAGGCGACAGGGAAGCUGAAAGAGGCUGUGCAGCAGUUAGAGGCAUGGCAAUGCUCUCAGCCAGGAGGUGCAGGGGAGGCAGCUCCUUUGACCAAAUUGAUGGCUAGACUGUAAGAACCUGAUGAUGCUCGUGUGAUGACAAAUACAGAGUUUAAAUAGUAAUAUGAAAAUAAUCUAAGUAAAAACUCUCUUUUGACCACUUGUAGAACAGUGGGACUGCAAAAAUGAGGGCAUGCUAACUUUUCUCACUUAGCUUUAAGAUUGCUUUUUAAAUAGUUGAAUGUGUUAUUUUUCAUCAAAUGUUUCUGUUUUGGAAAUGAAACAAAUAUUCUAUGGUGUUGACAUUUUUUAUAUACUUAUUGAAUGUUUUGUUUAUGUAAAUAAAUACUUGAAUCUAAUUAUUGACUAACUUCAAUGAGUAUACAAUAUUACACUGUAUUUUCCAUUUAUAAAGCUCUGUAGUACCACAUUUUGUAUAAGAUGUGCAUUUUCACACACUGAAUUAAAUGGAAAAUCUUACUC
Messenger RNA from Oncorhynchus gorbuscha (pink salmon), 2101 nucleotides. RefSeq lists its product as uncharacterized. The coding region runs from base 500 to 1693 and encodes 397 amino acids. The record is from RefSeq and is a predicted model, not a curated record. NCBI's taxonomy places the organism in Eukaryota, Metazoa, Chordata, Actinopteri, Salmoniformes, Salmonidae. The transcript has 8 exons. Gene Ontology annotation, molecular function: interleukin-17 receptor activity.